Molecule: messenger RNA, 1940 nt
Organism: Fopius arisanus
Lineage: Eukaryota; Metazoa; Arthropoda; Insecta; Hymenoptera; Braconidae
Gene: Nadk2
Product: NAD kinase 2, mitochondrial
Exons: 4
Coding region: 396-1586 (396 amino acids)
Biological process (GO): NAD+ metabolic process
Cellular component (GO): mitochondrion
Molecular function (GO): NAD+ kinase activity
Source: RefSeq, a predicted model, not a curated record
UGAUCAAUUUAUUCCUGAUGUAUAAAUAUCGACGGAAUUAUCUGCGUUAUUUCUCCGGCUGCUGUUAUAGAGUUUUUAAAUUAAUUAAUAUCGAACCAUGGACAUUCUCAUUAUUUCUGGAGAAUCUGGGUGAAGGUUUUUAAAGAUCCCAUCGACCUUCCCCUCCUCGCCCCACCAUCCAUGUGUGCAGUGAAUCCGAACAGCUGAUCGAACUCGCCAUUGAGAUCUACGAUUGAGGUUAUGAGAAGAAAUGCAUUAUGUUGUACUGACAAUCUAAAUGAGAAAAAAAAAUGAAAAUUGUGUUCUAUAAUCACUGAUGAGCCCCUGAAUGCCUGGAACGCAUGCUCACGUCAGACAAACAAUAAAUCAGUGAAUUCAAUUCCCAGCAAGUGGUGAUGACGGUUCUCGAUAAAUUUCGCCGGUAUGUGGGCAGAUUUCUCACCCUUCACCCCCCAUUGCACAUGGUAAUCUGCAAUCAUUCGAGCUUCAUCCCAAAAAGAGUUCUAAUCGUAUCGAAAGUAUCGCGUUAUCAAGUCGAACGGAUUCGCGAGGGUGACAUAAGUGACGAUGAAUUCAAGAAACGAGUCCUCCAAAGGGAAACGGAUUACGAGAGAAUGGUGGAGGGACAUCGAAAGAAUAAGAGAGUGCAGAUGCAAGUGAUUGAAACCCUAAAAAAAAAUAAAAUUGAUUUCAAAUUAACAAACCGGCUGACUAUUGACAAGCCAUAUUUUGACUGGGCUGACCUCGUUAUCGCUACCGGGGGUGAUGGAACUUUUCUCCUCAGUGCCAAUCAGAUUUUUGGCAAUCAGAAGCCCAUAUUAGGAAUUAACUCAGACCCUGACACUUCCGAGGGGUUCCUGAUGCUGGGAAAAGAGUAUUCCCGAGAUAUUCCAAAGAUAUUUGAAUUACUCAGAGCUGGCUCUUAUGAAUUCGUCAUGAGGACGAGAAUUAGGGUGACCCUGAAGGGAGAGGGUAUCUGGGGUGCUCUGUUUCAUAUGCAUGAGGACGCCAGGAUACCCGGAAAGGAGGAAUUUUGCAAGAGCAAAAGUACCUCUGAGCGUCGAUUACCUUGGCUCGCCUUGAAUGAAGUAUUCAUCGGGGAGGCGUUGUCCGCGAGGACUAGUUCCCUGGACAUUAGAAUCGACAAUAGAAAUGACUUUCAUAAAGUCAAGUGUUCAGGGCUCUGUGUGAGUACAGGGACUGGAUCUAGCUCCUGGUAUAAAGCCAUAAACAGUGUGACACCCCAGAUGGUCAGUGAUCUUCUCAGAGUGGCUCAACCUGAAAGGACAUUUUCCGACGAACAAAUUGAUUGGAUCUGCCAUAGUUUUAACAACAGCCUUCAGUUUUCGCCAGAUGAUCCGAAGAUGAGUUACGCUAUUCGUAAUAUCAUUGCCAAUGACAUGUGGCCUUUACCAAAGACAAUCAACCAACGUGCCUACUGCAAUACCUUAACGAUAAGAUCGCAGUGUGACGAUGCGGGAUUAGUCUUUGAUGGUGGCAUAGGGGUACCCUUCAACGUGGGUACAUCUGCUAUAUUGGAGACCCACGACGAGGAUCGUCUCCGGACCAUCGAACUAAAUCAGUGAUUCUUAUUGAAAAAACAGCAAAUGGUAAAGUGACAAUUCGAGUUUACUAUUCUUAAAUUAUCCAUUUAUUUGCCAAAUUUAUUAUUUUUAAAAACAGAUAUUUCUCUUAAUUAUCUCGAAAAUAAUGAAUUUGAGGUGAAAACACUAGAGAAUUUUUUUAUACUUGAUUAAAUGCCUGACAAAAAAGCCUCUUGACAUUUUAUCCUGAAGUCACUAGGUUGUUAGAUUAAUUGAUAUCCGAGAAAGCUGUAAAAUUCGGUUGAUAUCACUUUACCACUGCUACUGAAGUAAUUUAUUAAACAACCAUAUUUUAUUUUGUAUAUUUAUACCCAAUAAAUUUCUCCGUUUAUUCAA